Molecule: messenger RNA, 2694 nt
Organism: Anolis carolinensis (green anole)
Lineage: Eukaryota; Metazoa; Chordata; Lepidosauria; Squamata; Anolidae
Gene: setd6
Product: SET domain containing 6, protein lysine methyltransferase
Exons: 8
Coding region: 129-1688 (519 amino acids)
Biological process (GO): peptidyl-lysine monomethylation
Cellular component (GO): nucleus
Molecular function (GO): protein binding; protein-lysine N-methyltransferase activity
Source: RefSeq, a predicted model, not a curated record
GCUCCAGCGAGGAGGAGGUGUGGCUUGAAGAGCGGAGGCGGGGCCGCUCGGAGGCGUCGUGCAGGGAGGGGGGGGUCCCUUCCCGGUUUCCGUAGCUGCUUCCGGCCAGCGCGGCUUCCGCUUGUGCUAUGGCGAGUGCGGCGAAGCGGGCCAAGAUGGCGUCCGGAGAAGGAGCCAUGGCCGCCUUCCUGGCCUGGGCCGAGCGGGAGGGCAUCUGGAUCAGCCCCAAGGUUUGUGUGAGCAGAGAAGGCACCGUGGCGGAUUAUGGCCUGUUGGCGCGAGAGGACCUUGAGGCCGACGAAGUCCUUUUCACUGUCCCACGGACAGUCCUCCUCUCUCAACACACAAGCCCCUUGGCCCCCCUCCUGCAGAAAGAACACGCCUCCCUAAACAGCCCCUCCGGCUGGGUCCCGCUCCUGCUCUCCCUGCUGCACGAAUCCACCGCCCCCCAUUCCCGCUGGGCACCUUACCUGUCCCUCUGGCCCGGCUUCAGCAGCCUGGACCUCCCCAUGUUCUGGAGCCGGGAGGAGCAGAAGCAGCUGCUGCAAGGGACGGGGGUCCCGGAGGCGGUGGAGAAAGACCUGGCCAGCAUCCAGGAGGAGUUCUCCUCGGUGGUCCUGCCCUUCAUGAAGGCUCACCCAGAUCUCUUCAACCCCAAAGUGCACAACCUGGAGCUCUACAAACGGCUGGUAGCCUUCGUCAUGGCCUACAGUUUCCAGGAGCUUUUGGAUGAGGAAGAGGAAGAGGAAGGCAAGCCCAGCCCUCUCGUGAUGGUGCCCCUGGCAGACCUCCUCAACCACGUGGCCAACCACAACGCCAACCUGGAAUUCUCCCCGGAGCAUCUGCAGAUGGUGGCCACCCGGACCAUCCCGAAAGGCCAGGAGGUCUUCAACACCUACGGAAAGCUGUCCAACUGGCAGCUCCUCCACAUGUACGGCUUUGCCGAGCCGUAUCCGGGCAACACGAAUGACGCGGCCGACAUCCCGAUGCUGACGCUCCUCCAAGCCGCGCUGGAAGGUGCAAAGACGGAAGAAGAGCGGAAGCUGACCUUGGAGCAGUGGGCCUACCUCUGCGGCUUGGAGAUGGUGGGCGAGGAAGGGGCCUUUGUGAUUGGCUGGGAGGGCGUCCUGACCGAGGAAGAGCUCUACGUCUCCCUGAAGGUGGGUGCUGACCAUGUCUGCGGAGGAGUUCAGGGCGCUGAAGGAGUCGGGGGCGGAGCCCUGCGAGGGGGCGGGGGCCUCGCUGCUCCCCAAGGCGGCCCUCCCGGCCCUGGCGCCCCCCUGGAAGCGGCUCCUCUCCAAUGCUGCCCUCCUGACCCUGGAGGCCUACGGUUCAGACCUGAAGGCGGAGGAGGAGGUGCUGCAGCAGGCCCAGGCCUAUGCCCAGCUCAGCCCCUGGGAGCGCCACGCCCUCCAGGUGCGCUACGGGAAGAAGAAGAUCCUGCACCAGCUGCUGCAGCUGCUGAGCGGGUGACACAGAAUAACACCAUGGCUGCCGCCCCGCCAUUUAUCCCUGUGGGUGCUCGUUUGUUCUGCAGGUGCGCCUUGGGGUGCUUCCGGGUCAAGGGACCCUUCCCGGCUGCGCUGCAGCUGCUGCCUACCACUCUUAAGGUAUUUCCAAUGGAAAUUCUCCAGACACACUUUUUCUGUGAAAUAUUUUGCUUUGAGGUUGAGCAAAAUGCUUGUUAAAGCAAGCGUGUACAGGCAAUUCUCCUUCAUGGAGUCUGUGAAAUAUGCACAUAUGGGGGUUUUCUGCGCAUGCGCAGCUUUUUGGAACCUAGAGUUCUUAAAAGGAAACAUUUUGGCAGAAGCCCUUCCCACGCUCCCCAUGUACUAUAUAUGUGGGGUGGGGGGGGUAAGCCUUAGGUUUUUUUUCUGCCACGACAGCAACAUCUGGGAACCACCUCUAGUGCAGUAGAGUCUCACUUAUCCAAUAUAAAUACUAAUAUAAAAACUAUUAUAAAUUAAGUGGUAUUUAACACAAGUAAAAAUAGCUAAUACAGUAGUCUCACUUAUCCAAGCUAAACGGGCUGGCAGAAGCUUGGAUAAGCAAAUAUCUUGGAUAAAAAGGAGGGAUUAAGGAAAAGCCUAUUAAACAUCAAAUUAGGUUAUGAUUUUACAAAUUAAGCACCAAAACAUCAUGUUAUACAACAAAUUUGACAGAAAAAGUAGUUCAAUACGCAGUAAUGUUAUGUUGUAAUUACUGUAUUUAUGAAUUUAGCACCAAAAUAUCACGAUAUAUUGAAACAUUGACUACAAAAAUGGCUUGGAUUAUCCAGAGGCUUGGAUAAGCGAGGCUUGGAUAAGUGAGACUCUACUGUAUGUGGGGUGGGGUGGUGGUGGUGGUGGGGGGGUAAGCCUUAGUGUUUUUUUUCUGCCACGACAGCAGCAUCUGGGAACCACCUCUAGUAGCUUAUUUUCAUUUCUUUUUUAAAAUAUUUUUUAUUCAGUUUUCCUAAGUGUGAAACAUACGGUAGUUAAAAAGGAAACAACUUUAAGGUAGGGUAGAGUCCAGUGUGGAAAGGGGGUGUAGAGGAGAGGGAAGGGGAUGGAAUUUUUUUUGGGGGGGGGGGAAGUACCUGGAUAACGGGAUAUGGGACGGAAAGUGCAAGGCAGGGAAAAUAAGCUAAAGAAUAUAGGGUAAAAGUCUAUUUUGGUCUUCCGUUCUUUAAAGAAUAAAAACGUGAAGAGUCAA